AUGGGGAACUGUUUGACUGUGGGUCCAAACGAGGCUCUGGUGGUCUCGGGUGGUUGUUUCGAAUCCAACGAUAAGACCUACAUCGUGGGAGGCUGGGCCUGGGCUUGGUGGUUCAUCUCAGACACCCAAAGGAUAACCCUGGAGAUCAUGACUCUGCAGCCUCGUUGUGAGGAUGUGGAAACAGCAGAGGGGGUUGCCAUCACUGUCACAGGGGUGGCUCAGGUGAAAGUCAUGACAGAACAGGACUUGCUGGCAUUAGCUUGUGAGCAGUUUCUGGGUAAAUCCGUGAUUGAAAUCAAAACUGUGAUUCUACAGACUUUGGAGGGACAUCUGCGCUCCAUUCUAGGUACUUUGACUAUAGAGCAGAUCUAUCAGGACAGGGACCAGUUUGCCAAACUGGUGCGGGAGGUAGCAGCUCCUGAUGUGGGCAGGAUGGGCAUCGAGAUUCUCAGCUUUACCAUCAAGGAUGUGUAUGAUAAACUGGAUUACCUGAGCUCCCUUGGGAAGACCCAGACUGCCGCUGUUCAGAGGGAUGCAGACAUCGGUGUGGCUGAGGCAGAGAGGGAUGCUGGGAUACGGGAGGCAGAAUGUAAGAAGGAGAUGAUGGACGUCAAAUUCCAGGCCGACACCAAGAUGGCUGACUCCAAACGAAAACUGGAGCUGCAGAAAGCUUCUUUCAACCAGGAGGUCAACACGAAGAAAGCAGAGGCCCAGCUGGCGUACGAGCUGCAGGCAGCCAAGGAGCAGCAAAAGAUCCGUCUGGAGGAGAUUGAGAUCCAAGUGGUGCAGAGGAAGAAACAGAUCAUCAUUGAGGAGAAGGAGAUAGACCGGACUGACAAGGAACUCAUUGCUGUGGUCAAGAAGCCCGCUGAGGCCGAGGCCUACAAAAUGAAGCAGCUGGCUGAGGGGCAGAAGAUGAAAACAGUGCUGAUAGCUCAGGCACAGGCAGAGAAGAUCAGGAAGAUCGGCGAGGCGGAGGCUGCCUCGAUCGAAGCAGUUGGCAAGGCGGAGGCUGAGAAGAUGAGACUGAAGGCGGAGGCCUACCAGCAGUACGGAGAGGCAGCUAAGACUGCCCUGGUCCUCGAGGCCCUGCCUAAGAUUGCGGCCAAGGUGGCAGCGCCAUUAGCCAAGACCAAUGAGAUCGUCAUCCUGAGCGGGGAGGGUGGCCGCGUGACGGGCGAGGUAAACCGCCUUUUGGCUGAACUUCCUGCGUCUGUCAACGCUCUCACUGGAGUGGAUUUGUCAAAGAUCCCGUUGCUGCAGAAGAUGACUAGUACUCAAGCCUGAAGACCAGACUCCACAUGACUCCAGUAUCUGUUGUAUGCACUCUCAUAGACUGCCUUUAAUACACUUGAAAAUUUUUGUUGUUUUAUACGUAUAUACUGUAUACCAAGUGAAUUUUGGAAGCCUCUGGUGCCUUACUUUAUACAGGACCAGAAAAUCUGCAUGCACUGCUGCUCAUUCAAAGAAUUUUUAUUAAUUUGUAACGUGGAAACAUUUUGGGUUGUUUUUCUUUUAGUUUUCUUAUGUGAUCAGUUUAUAUAUGUAAUUUAUUGGCCCGUUUUGUAUGAAAUGUCAUUGAAGAGGAGAGCUGAUAGUAGACGGGUGUGAUGAUUGACGACCAGCUGACUCUCACCCAGGUAACAUUUAUAUUGUCACGUGACCUGACAGCUGAUGUUACCACCGGCUCUUUGGUAUUCAUACAUCGGGUCUCUGCUUUUUCAGACAUGAGGCAUCUGCUCUCACUUUUUAGUGAGUCAGUUUUUUUUUUUCUUUCAUUAUAUUGCGGGCAUUUUUGUUGAUUUAUAUACCUCUGUCUUGAUUGUGAGACACAUCCUCAUUCCCUAGAUAAUCUGAAUCUUUUCUUGUUAAGUCGAGAACUUUCUUUGUAUUGCACAUAUUGUAAUUUUUAACUAUCCAAUGUUAUUCAGGUUAUUUUAUGUCUCAGUGAUUGAUUUUUUUUAUAAUGACAAAGGUGCUCACAGUCUUAUAAGAAGCCCCUUUCAUUGUGCAAAUCUCCAUCAAAAUGUUUCCCAUCUGCAGAGCUUGUGAUGUGCUCCUUUAAUAUUUAGUGUGGGUUUUAAAGUAAAAUGGUCGUAGUUUUGGCGUCGAUCAAGACUGAAAAAAUUGGUUGGUGUUAAAAUCAAAAAGAAGAGAGUAAAAAUGACGGAGUUGGAGUUGUGUCAAACAUAUUUAUAUUGUGAAAAAAAAAAGCUUAAUGUGACUAGAUUCUGAAAAUGAAAGACCAAACAGCGAUGCCAAAUAGAAUACAUUGUCGUUUCAUUUUUAUUGCACCAGGAGGGACUUGGGACGCUGCAUAGUUUAUCUGACACCGAUAUUUAAUUUCAGGCUGCGAAGGCGAAGCCAUGAUCAAAUCAAACGUUCACAUUUCACAGAAGCGCACUUCCUGUUCGGUGCGUGUACAUGUCUGCACUGAUUUGUUUUAGAUAUAGAUAUAGAUCACAUCAGAUAUAGAAUGAUAUUUUAGCAGAACACUUUAACUUAUCAACAACGUUUUAACUCUUUUAAUAAGUGAUAUUGCUGUUUGUAAAUGGUCACAAUGCUUUCUUGUUUUGGGGUCAACUGUUUAGCUCCAGUGCAGCAGUACACAGGAUCUGACGCUCAGUUGAAUGUCAAAGACUUUUGGAAAAAGAUUUCUUGGGGCUUUUGACAACUACAGUCUAUUAUUGGGAGUAACAGGUUGAGACCUCCUAUGAAAUGUUAUUUCAUCCACUUCCAGAAGAAGUGAUGGUGAACUCUGGUCCGAACCAAAACCUUCCCGUCUCCUCCUACAGCUGCACUCACCUCCACUAAAAAUCAACUAAACUGACAGUGAUGUUUAGUUCGAACCUCAUAUCUCAAGCAGAUUACAACACAAAUUGAGUGCUAGUUUUACGUUUGAGCGUACUGAUACAGAAUUUACAGAGGACUGUUAUUGUUGUUAAUACUGUUCUUUGGGCACCAGUCUCUCGUCCUCAGUUGAUUUAUGUUUGUAUCAUUUUUUUGCUCAUUCAGUGACUUGAGAAAUACUGUGACCGUAUAGAUUUGUUUUUGCAAGCAAAUGUUUUGAACUUCAGAUGUGUUCAGUGUGUAAACUCAACUCUAACUUGUCUGUCUUUAAUGUUUUUGUGAAAUGAUUACAUAUUUGUGUUAUUAUCCUAAUGUUAUUUACAACACGUACACUUUCUCUCAAACGGCCAUGAAUCCCCUGUAUGCUCUUGCUGCAUGUCAUCCGUCUGUACUCAGAAUAAUCAGUUCACUCUUAGUAAACUGUCGUUCUAAUAAA
Messenger RNA from Xiphias gladius (swordfish), 3286 nucleotides. RefSeq names its product flotillin-2. The record is from RefSeq and is a predicted model, not a curated record. The transcript is spliced from 11 exons. Gene Ontology annotation, cellular component: plasma membrane. Gene Ontology annotation, biological process: protein localization to plasma membrane; regulation of myoblast differentiation. Lineage: Eukaryota; Metazoa; Chordata; Actinopteri; Istiophoriformes; Xiphiidae. The coding region runs from base 1 to 1287 and encodes 428 amino acids.